AAAUUUUUAUUAAAUAAUAAAUUAAUCAUUUUUCUGAAUGCGGAAGCGUAUUAAUCAGUUCGUUGAAUUUAAUCGUAUAUGUUAUUUAGUAUUAUUCAAAAAAUACAUUUACUUUUCUUAAUUAAUUACUGUACUUCAUUUUGUACUUAAUUUUUUCUCAAGAUGCAUUUUUAUUUUCUUUAAUUUUUUGAUUUUUUGAUUUUUAAUAGUUGCUGAAACAAUAUUGAGGAUCAAAAAAAUGGUUAUAACUAAACCUAAAAAAAAAUGUGGCAAAAACAUCGAUAGAACUACAGGAUUGUACAAGAUUGCUGCAAAAAUACUUCAAAAAGUGAAGACUGGAAAUAGUUAUAAAACUCUUUUAUAUAAAGCACAGUAUCCAAAUAAAUUAACUCUUAAUGCUGUCCUCAUGAAUGUGUUUAAAUGGGAAAAAGUUAUAGAUGUUUUAAUAGAGAAAAGUAAUAUACUAGAAAAAGAAAGGAAUUUAGAGAAGGAUUUUGCAAGUGUAUUAAUUACUGAAAUGAUGUGGUCAAAAUUUGGUUUAAAAGGCACUGCAAAAAAUAUUCUAGCUGUUAAAAAAUACAAACAUGAGUUUGUUAAUCUUAUGAAAGAAAAUGAUUUAGAAAAAUUAGUAACUUCAAUGCCUCUCAAAACAUGGAAACCUCGAUAUUUUCGCAUCAACACUUUAUUAACCACAUUAGAAGAUGUUUUAAAAAAGUUAACUGUAAAUAAAUUUAAAAAAUUAAAGACACCAUCAAAUUAUAAUGAUUUUUUAGAAUUGUUAAAAUCUAAAAAGUUUACAAAAAACUGUUUUAUGCAAGACAUACAUAUUAAAGAAUUAUUAGUUUUUAAUCCAAAAGUAAAAUUUUACAAGUUAGAAGAGUACAAAAAUGGAAAUCUGAUUGUGCAAGAUAAGGCUAGUUGUUUGGCAGCAACUCUUUUAAAUCCAAUACCUGGAAGUACAGUACUUGAUAUGUGUGCCGCUCCUGGAAUGAAAACAUCUCAUCUUGCUGCAAUUAUGCAUAACAAAGGGCAUAAGUUUUUUAACAUAAUUGCCAAAUGAAGUCAAUAUUGUAUUGAAUUACCACAAAAUCAUGAAAAAUUUGAUAUUUUACAGGUCAUAACUGAUAACCCAGAACAAUACACCAAUAGUCCUUAUUGGUACACUAAAUAUUAAUGUUACUGUAUUUACCAGA
Messenger RNA from Daktulosphaira vitifoliae (grape phylloxera), 1193 nucleotides. RefSeq names its product 28S rRNA (cytosine-C(5))-methyltransferase-like. Gene Ontology annotation, cellular component: nucleolus. Gene Ontology annotation, biological process: rRNA base methylation. Bases 239 to 1060 code for a protein of 273 amino acids. The transcript has 6 exons. Gene Ontology annotation, molecular function: methyltransferase activity. Lineage: Eukaryota; Metazoa; Arthropoda; Insecta; Hemiptera; Phylloxeridae. The record is from RefSeq and is a predicted model, not a curated record.